AUGCACCUGCCCGGGCGAGAGGUGAGGGCUUGCAGCCUAUCGCUGGUGCUGCCCGCGCCGCGCCAGGAAGGGGAGCGGGCAGCAGCACCUGCUCCUUGGCAGGCGGCUGCCGGAGGAAGGGAAGAGAUUCUCCCGGUGAGCUCCCUCGUUAGCUCGAUCCAGUGGAAGGAAAGCCAGGAAAAGCCACAGCUGCCAGGCAGGAGCAGGGGACAGUGCAGCGCUGCCGUGUGCGGGCAGCAUCUGCCGCAGCAAAUCCUGCCAGACCCUCCCGGUCUCCAUGGUGCUCACAAAGUCCACAUAGCUGCAUAAACACCUUCCAAGGUUGGAAGUGCUACAGGAGCCUCUCCCACCCCUGGCUUGCCCUCCUGAACGCUUUGGAUGAAAGACACGGGAAAGGAAGGACGCAGCCCUGGUUGUUCCCUUCUGGUGCUGCUCCAGGGAUGCUCCACCACCUCCUGCAGCCCUGCCUGGGGAGUGGGCUCAGCCUCAGCACAUGGACCAUAGCUCUCCAGGUGGCACUGCUGCAGAGGGCAGCUCCAAAGAACGAGACAGAGACAUCCCCACUUGAGAAAUGCAGCUGCCUUCACAACCGCUGACGUCUGGACCCUUCUCUUCACUGUAAGGGUGUAGAUCCAACUGUGCAACCACCCUACCGUGUCCCCCCCACCCAGCCACGCGCCAUGCCGGAGCUGGCAGAGCUAAGCAGCCCCCGCACCCCUGCGGACGCGGACCACAUCCAGAGGAACAUCCUGGAGGAGCAUGUGGAGCUCUGGUGGUUCCAGGACCCCAAGAAGUCCAUCCUGUGCUACGGGGUGGCCGUGGCGCUGAUCCUGUCCUGUGGAAUCGGGGGCAUCAUCCUGCUGUACAGCACCAGCAGCCGGUCCGGGGAGUGGCGGCUGGCCGUGGGCACCACGCUGUGCCUCCUGGCCCUGCUCGUGCUGCUGAAGCAGCUGCUGAGCUCUGCAAUCCAGGACAUGAACUGCAUCCGCAGCCGGGAUCAGAUUGAGCUCCUCAAGAGCGGUGGCUUCUCAGACUGCCUGGUGCUGCUGCUCAGCGCCCUGGUGCUGCUGGUCUGCGGGGUGGUGCUCACCAUCCUCUCCACCACGAGCAUGCAGCUCAGCCCCACACGGCCGCUGGCCAGCAUGUUCACCAGUGGGGUUGUCCUCCUGACUGCUGGCAGCGCCAUCCUCCUCUGCCUGCUGCUCUACCUGCUCUGCACGUCCUGCCGCCAGGCCGCUCCUCGCAGCCUGGAGACUGGCGACAUCCGUGUCUUCACCAUCUCCGGCCGCCUCACUCCAAACAGGCGGCUUCCUCCCACCUCCAGCAUGGCCAACCUGAUCUGAGCCAGGACACCUCUGCGUGAGCCUCUGGAUACUACCCGUCAGCAGGGCUGGUGCUGGCUUUUCCUUGAAGGAAAGGGGAGUGUUGCCGUGUGCCUCACACUUCUUUCGGAGAUGACUGACUGGCAUUUGCUUUGCCCCAGGCUGAUGGCAUGGCAGGGACCUGAGGCACCUGGACAGGCUCUGACCUGGCACAUGAGGAGCUCAGCACUGGCCUGGUUGGUGGUGUAUCUCCACAAAGCCUCCUGCAACAGCUGCUGCCUGCCCGGCUGUGAUGCCUGUCACAGCAUUAAGGUGAGCCUGUCCCAUACCCAUGGGGACUCUGGUACUUGCUUGGUUCCCGCAGUUCCUGGAGCUGUUGUGCGCUCUCCUGGCAGGGGAGGCUGUGAUUGAGGGUUGCAUGAAACUACCCUGUGCUUUGUGCAGAGCUGCCAGCUACCGAGCGAAGUAGAGCCUGUAGCAGGUGAUGAAUGGCAGGAAACACUCUGCAUGUCAGCAGGCAUGCAGUGCCAGUGAAGGGAGGCUGGUGGGAGGUAGGGCUGCAGGGGCUGCUCCCGAGAAAGCAUCUGUGUGUCUGUCAGAGUAAGCUUGGGAUUUGCAUGGGAUUCCAUGUGCCAGAGCCCCGGCAUGGCUGGACCUCACAUGAAAUGCUGUUUGUGUUUGCAAUGCUGGGAUCUGUUCCAAUAUUACAUGUCUGCAGCCCACCACCUUCUGUGGUUUAUCAAACAG
Messenger RNA from Pezoporus flaviventris, 2069 nucleotides. RefSeq names its product transmembrane protein 125 (gene TMEM125). NCBI's taxonomy places the organism in Eukaryota, Metazoa, Chordata, Aves, Psittaciformes, Psittacidae. The record is from RefSeq and is a predicted model, not a curated record. Bases 681 to 1343 code for a protein of 220 amino acids. The transcript is spliced from 3 exons.